CGUUAAUGUGACGGCAGCAGCAGAAUUGGCUUUGUCCGAAAACAAACUGCACAAGAAGUAUUUUGCGUCGUGCAAACGUAAAUCAAUACCGUAAUUGUAUCUACGGUGGGAGAAAUAAUAGAGACGGUCAUAAAACAACUCAUUAAGCACUCCCAACGGUUAUAAAUAACGGCCUCAAAAUUGGCAAAAUACGGAAAAACAAGAAAAUGAGCUAUAAUGAAAAAAGCGAGGCCAUCACUAAAGAGGAAUGGCUGCAACGGCUGGAGCAGUUCCCAUUCAAGCAGGCGGACAUGAAUCGUCUAAUUAUGAACUACUUGGUGACAGAGGGGUUCAAGGAGGCAGCCGAAAAGUUUCAGCAUGAAGCUGAGCUGGAGCCUAGUGUUGAGCUAAGCAGCUUGGAUGAUCGCAUAUUGAUACGGGAGGCUGUACAGGCAGGCCGAAUUGAAGAGGCCACUCAUCUAGUUAACCAGUUGCAUCCGGACUUGCUGGGUAGUGAAAUCUAUUUGUUUUUCCACUUGCAGCAACUGCAGUUAAUUGAGUUAAUUAGAGCGGGCAAGGUAGAGGAGGCCUUGGUUUUUGCUCAGUCCAAGCUAUCCGAGUCGGGUGAAGAGAUCCGUUUCGAGCUGGAACGCACUCUGGCACUGCUGGCAUUCGAAAAACCGCAAGAGAGCCCCUUUGCCGAUCUAUUGGAGCAAUCGUACAGACAGAAGAUUGCCAGUGAGCUUAAUUCGGCAAUACUGCGCUGCGAGCACAGCGAGGAUUCGACACCAAAAAUGAUGUUUCUCCUGAAGCUAAUACUGUGGGCACAAUCCAAGCUAGACGGCCGUUCGAUUAACUAUCCGAAGAUGAAGGAUCUGGAGACUGCGCAGGUUGAGCAUAAAUAAGAGACCCAAACGAGAUAAACGGGGCUAACGGAUAAACAAUAACAAGUGUAUAAGAGUGGGCGGGCGUGGCAGCGUUAGAGUGAAUGAAGUAUGUGCAACCAAGGCAAAGUAAUACCAUUUCUAUAUCUAUUUC
This is a messenger RNA of Drosophila hydei, 1017 nucleotides long. RefSeq names its product glucose-induced degradation protein 8-B homolog (gene Hou). Gene Ontology annotation, molecular function: protein binding. NCBI's taxonomy places the organism in Eukaryota, Metazoa, Arthropoda, Insecta, Diptera, Drosophilidae. The record is from RefSeq and is a predicted model, not a curated record. Gene Ontology annotation, cellular component: nucleus; cytoplasm. Bases 207 to 884 code for a protein of 225 amino acids. The transcript is spliced from 2 exons.